GCCAAAGACGGGGUCGCGUUCUACCCACGCGGAAGCAGAAGAAAAGGCUCGAUUCGCUGUUCUCUGCUAACAUCUCGCCGCGGAGGCCGUCGCCGCUCAAGUGAGGUCCGGAGUGAAGAGGCUUGCGAUCCCUGCUGCGGGGCGCAAGAUGGCUGAUCCAGAGUUGGAAGCUAUCAGGCAGAGGAGGAUGCAGGAGCUAAUGGCACAACGUGGUGGGGCAAAUCAGCAAAAUGCAGGCCAACAAAAAGCUCAGGAAGAUGCAAAACAGGAAGCUGAGGAACGCCGACAGAUGAUGCUUGCCCAGAUAUUAUCUUCUGAAGCCAGAGAAAGGCUCUCCCGCAUAGCUUUGGUCAAACCUGACAAAGCUAGAGGGGUGGAGGAUGUUCUGCUGAGAGCUGCUCAAACUGGUGGAAUAUCUGAAAAGGUAUCUGAAGAAAGGCUCAUCUCACUUCUGGAGCAAAUUAACACCCACACAAGCAAGCAAACCAAAGUUACGAUUCAGAGGCGUCGAAGUGUCCUUGACGACGACGAUUAGAUGUGACCCGCUUCCUGCUAUUGUAUGAUGCGCUGGUGAUGGAUCAAUAGCGGCACUGAACUGUUUGCUUAAAAACGAUGAUCUGGGGCGACCAUCAUCAGCCAUGAAAACUUGGUAGAUUAUUCCAUGGAUCUGUGGUUGUAUAUGAUCCAAGUCUUAUUGGUGUGCCCAUUGAGGACGGUCGAUAUUGGCUGUGUUUAUCCCAGAAACACUUUGUUCUUCUUCCUAAGUUACGGCAUUAAUGGCCUAAUGGGUGUCUGUAUCCGCUCCUA
This is a messenger RNA of Setaria italica (foxtail millet), 807 nucleotides long. RefSeq names its product DNA-binding protein DDB_G0278111. NCBI's taxonomy places the organism in Eukaryota, Viridiplantae, Streptophyta, Magnoliopsida, Poales, Poaceae. Gene Ontology annotation, cellular component: nucleus; cytosol. The transcript is spliced from 7 exons. Gene Ontology annotation, molecular function: DNA binding. The record is from RefSeq and is a predicted model, not a curated record. The coding region runs from base 149 to 535 and encodes 128 amino acids.